AUGCCAAUAUCUAGUCUUAACAAUGGAAUACCAAGUGAUCGAAAAAUCGAUCAAUUCGAACCUCCAUAUGGUUAUUUGUCAUCAAUAGAUCCAUUUCCGUGUUUUGAUGAAAGUGUUAUCAAUUAUUCAACGAAUCAACGCAGUCAAAAACCAUCUAAUCUUAUUUGUAAAUUAGUUCUUAUUGGUGAUGUUGCUGUAGGAAAAUCAAGUUUAGCUACAAGGUUAUGUCAUAAUACAUUUGAUCGAAAUUAUAAAGCAACAAUAGGAGUGGAUUUUGAAGUUGAAAGAUUUUUAAUUUUGGGUGUACCUAUAUCAUUACAAAUAUGGGAUACUGCUGGUCAAGAACGAUUCAAAUGUAUUGCAGCUGCUUAUUAUCGUGGUGCUCAUGUUAUAAUAGCAGUAUUUGAUAUGAAUGAUCUUGAUACAUUGAAAAGUGCUGAACGUUGGAUUAAUGAAGCAUUACAAACAACAAUAACAGAUAAUCCACUCAUAUUUUUAACAGAUAAUAAAAUUCAUGCAAAAAUUGAACAAACAGCUCGUAUAAUUGCUAAACGUGUCAAUGCAGAAUUUUGGUCUGUUUCAUCAUUGACAGGUGAUCAAGUUGAAGAAUUUUUUAAACGUGUUGCUUGUGUAACAUAUCAAAUGUUAGUUAAACAACAAUUAACUUCACCAAAUAUAUCUAUGGAAAAAAUAACUACAAAAACUCAAUUAGCUGUUAAUCUUAAUCCAACAAAUAGUUAUAUUUCGAAACAAAAAUCAAAUGAUAAUUGUUGUAAUACUGUCUAA
Molecule: messenger RNA, 786 nt
Organism: Rotaria sp. Silwood1
Lineage: Eukaryota; Metazoa; Rotifera; Eurotatoria; Philodinida; Philodinidae
Source: the annotation of a GenBank genome assembly